This is a messenger RNA of Histoplasma mississippiense, 2136 nucleotides long. RefSeq lists its product as hypothetical. The record is from RefSeq and is a predicted model, not a curated record. Bases 1 to 2136 code for a protein of 711 amino acids. The transcript is spliced from 4 exons. Gene Ontology annotation, molecular function: nucleic acid binding. NCBI's taxonomy places the organism in Eukaryota, Fungi, Ascomycota, Eurotiomycetes, Onygenales, Ajellomycetaceae.
AUGGCCCAGGAAGCUCGCAAUACCGAGCGCUAUACUAGCCGAAGAAGUAAUCUCAAUCUACGGUACAAUGAAAUAAGAUUUGUCAGCGCUGGUGAUUUGGUACAGGAGAGCCUCGAGGUCCCGAAUGCACAUGAUAUAACAAAGGCCCCGAACGUAGACCCACCGAGUACGAUGGGCGAGGGAGAUCUGGAGUCGGAAUGUCGAAAGUGGUUAAAUAACACAGUGGAGGUGGAACCGGGCCAGGCCGGAGCAGAGGAGGAGAGAGGAGUAAAAGAGGUUGGAGAAAAAGUCGAAGGAUUGCUAGACGCCGACCGGGACUCCAAGGAUAUAUUUUUCAUAGAUCGCGAGGGAGAGGAUCCCGAGGAGAAUAUGCGAAGUGAAAAUUCCACUUUUCCAGUGAAGAUGAGUUCCGGCCCGGAGUCUGCGUUUAAUAGCGAAUCGGAUCCGGCAAUGAUCCAUACCUCCGAAUCAACCUUACUGCAUCCAGCCGGGCCCCCCGAAUUCAUUAACCUCAACGGAAAGGAAAAGCGUUCCCACGCGCGUAAACCAAGAAGACGAAGAUCGCGCUGGGAUUCUGAUGAUUCGGAGAUCCUGGCUGAUUAUAUCGCGAACAUGAUGGAUGAUAACACCAGUGAUGAAGGCGAAGAUGAAGGCAAAGAUGCUGGGAUAGGUCAGGUUCACGUUCAGAACCAGAAUAAAUCUAGCCAUUCCAGCACGAAGUCAUGGAAUUCUGCGGAUCUUGAAGACUUGAAUGAUCUCAGCUCCUCCGAUGAACUUCCGGACGAGAUUGGACGCAUCCUUUCUAUGAGGGAAAAGGGCAAAAGUAUUCAAUACUUGCUUACCGGCGUGGGCCAGAGUGUUGACAAAGCGCGUUGGAUUCGAAAGGAGCUUCUUACAAUGCCUAGCGCGUCCGAAUUGAUUCGACGCUUCGAAGAAAACGUCGCUUUGAUUGAAUCACCGUGCGAGACAGUAUCUGAGCCUUCGUCGGAACCUGGCGAAGAAGAAGAAGAAGAAGAAGAAGAAGAAGAAGACGAUGAUGAUGAUGAUGAUGAUGAUGAUGAUGAUGAUGAUGAAGAUGAAGAUGAAGAUGAGUUUGAUCAAGAUUUACAUGACGGUAUGAAACAAGAUUUGAAUGAUGAGCAGAUGGCUCGUCUACUUCAAACUCAAGACUCGUUUGGGUUGGGCACCGAUGAUUUCUUACUUCUCGAUGGGAAUGGAGGCUUUGGUGGCUUCAACAAUUUCUCCGGACCAAAAUUCUCUUACGGGUCAUCAUUAUCCAAACCGAAAAAGCGACGAAACCGAAACGGGCAUUUCCCCUCCGCCUCAGCUUUCGCAGACGCCCUCGAUAAAGAUCCAUACGGUGGAUUCGACGUUAUGGAUUUCGAUCGUCCAAGCUUAAGGAAGAAACCAAAGGGCCGCCGCCAUGCGCAUCAAUACGACUUCGACCUUUCUGAUAGCGACUUGGUGCGUGAACUGCAAGCUUCCUGGGAAAACAACCGAAACAAGAAGAAAGCAAAAAAGCAGGAGCGCGAGGAACUAAGGGCAGAGGGGCUUUUGGGCACAAAAUAUGGAAAGAUAGAUAUGAAGGCGAAAUAUACGGAAGGCAUGAGCAUUGAUGAUAUCAAGCUGGAAAUAAGGGCCUUCCUAGCAUCCUCUUCCCAGAGCCUUUCAUUGCCCCCAAUGGACAAACGAAACCGCAAACUCGUCCAUGAGAUCGCAAACAUCCUUUUGCUCAAGUCGAUAUCGCGCUGUAGCGGCACCUCGCGCUUCCCAAUCCUCACCAAGACAUCCCGCACACCCACCUUGGAUAGCCAAGCAGCCGUCCACCGAGUCGAUAGAAUCUUCUCCAGUGGGCGCUUCAUGCGGCGGAUGGAUAGACCCUCACGAGGUGACGGUGGUGGCUUUAGGCCGGUGGCCAAGUCCCGUGGUGGUGGCGGUGGUGUGAAAGCUGCUUCGUACAUGGAUGGCGACGUCGUUGGGGCGUCAGCGCCGGAGAUCGGGGCCGGGAAUAAAGGCCGCGCGAUGCUUGAGAAGAUGGGGUGGAGCACCGGGACGGCGUUGGGCGCCGUUAAUAAUAAGGGAAUUUUGCAUCCUGUUGUGCAUGUGGUGAAGAAUUCAAAGGCUGGGUUGGGUUAG